AUGAAUUUCUUCAAGGUAGCAACUAAUGUACCAAUAGCACGUACAUGUACAUCACUACUCAUACCUAGGGUCACACUAAGAUCAUUUUCGUCAACACCAGCUGUAUUUACCGUAACACAGAAGAACAAGAAGAAUAAGAAUUUUGACAAGUUUUACAAGAUUCUUAAAUACACCAAACCAAUUGAUGAAACCCAAUAUGAGAUUGGACAACAACACCCCAAGGGGUUGAGAAUACCUUCCGCAAUACCUGAAUUCCCUAAAUACAAAUACGAAGCUCGUUUUUUCAAGAGACAAAAUAGAGGACUUUAUGGUGGAUUACAACGUAAACGAUCGAAAACUUGUUCCGAAUAUUUCAACAAGAAUCUUCGAGCACAUAGACCAAAUAUACGUCGAGCUAAAUUAUGGUCAGAGAUCUUGAACGAAAAAAUCAAUGUCAAAGUGUCUACUAGAGUAUUGAGAACCUUGACCAAAGAAGGUGGUGUUGAUCAAUAUUUACUUAAAUCAACUCCAGCAAGAAUCAAGACUAUGGGAUUAACUGGAUGGAAAUUGAGAUAUAAAUUAUUGAAUGAAUUGGAACAGAAGGAAAGAGGUCAAGUUGAAGUACCAUCCACUACUGGAGAAUUGAAACCUGUGACUUAUAUUCAUAAACCAGAUGGAAGGAAAUUUAUUGCUACAAAGCAAGAAUUAUUGGCUGCAUUGUAUGACUUGGUCCAAAGAGAUAGUUAUUAUCCAAUAAAACCAGCCGAGUUUGAUAGACAGUACUCAUGGUUACCAAUGAGUGAAAUCGUCAAUAGAUUGGAUGCUUAUGAGUAUGACUUUAGUGGUAAAGUUGUUGUGUAA
Molecule: messenger RNA, 840 nt
Organism: Lodderomyces parapsilosis
Lineage: Eukaryota; Fungi; Ascomycota; Pichiomycetes; Serinales; Debaryomycetaceae
Product: mitochondrial 54S ribosomal protein bL28m
Exons: 1
Coding region: 1-840 (279 amino acids)
Cellular component (GO): mitochondrial large ribosomal subunit
Molecular function (GO): structural constituent of ribosome
Source: RefSeq, a predicted model, not a curated record